AUAAAAUCGAUACGUCAAAAGUGACAAGAUUGACAAUGACAGUUUGAAAUUAAACAUUCCAAAAUAUUUAGUAAUGCGGCAUUUAAAUCGAAUUUUUACGAAUUUAACGUGUCGAUGGAAUCAGAGAGGUUAUUAGUGGCGGCCGGAUUAACGGCCGCAGCCGUUGUCGGCGCUUUCGUUUUUUGGGGCCCCUCAACAAGCGCCGGCGGUCGAGGGAGGUUAGCCGGGCUCGUUAAUUUAGGAAAAACGUGUUUUUUAAACGCUAUUUUACACGCUUUGGCCGCUUGCCCUCAAUUUGUGGUGUUUUUAGAGAAGGAUACUUCGAUUAAAGACACGAGUUUGAGGUCAACUUUGGCUACGGUUUUAUCAGUUGUAAAUGGUACGAAUAGAUCAAUACAAGAUACUUACGCCCCAGCUGCAGUUAUAAGUGCUUUGAAACGAUUGGGUUGGGUAAUCCCGGCUGGAGAACAAGAUGCCCACGAACUUUUAAACGUUAUUUUGACAACGCUUGAAGAAGAGAUGCAAAAAUCGACUCGGAAUACCGGUUGUCUUUCGGAUGCGUUAGGUUUAAAUUUGGUAAAUAACACGUUCGAUGAUCAAUCUCAAGAUGAACGCCACGAUAAUGAUAUUGAUUUUGAUCCAACGGGAAGUGUGAUGUCGUUAAACGAUUUGUCAAGGCCUUUAAGUCUUAGUUUUGGGUCCGCGCGGCGAUAUCGCUGGAUUUCGAGAUCGUGUCGAUCUCUUUUAGUGACGGCUCCGCCUCCGCAACCCGUUACACACCCAUUUACGGGGACUUUAACGAGUCAAUUGCGAUGUACGCAGUGUGGGUAUAAAUCGAGCGUUCGCUACGACAAAUUUGAAAGUUUAUCUUUGGCGCUACCGUCGGGGAUGGGCGAUUUAGGUUACGGAAGGCACAAAUUGCAUCAAUUGUUGACGAAUUUUGUUACACCCGAGAUUGUACCUGAUGUUUUAUGUGAUGGUUGUAAUAAAGAUCGUGAUCCGAACGAUGCGUCCCCUCCAAUUUUUUCGAAACAAAUUAAAAUCUUGAAUUUUGGGAAGUUACCGAUUUGUUUGUGUAUUCAUAUAUCGAGGAAUACUUGGUCGCCAAAUGGAAUGUCGAAGAGGCAGGAUUAUGUACAAUUCCCAAUGAGGUUGUCUUUGGCGAGUUACACGUUUUUGCAAGCUCAAUAUCAAAGAAAACUAACCGGGACGUUUUUUAUGAGCACAAGUGAAGGGGGGAGUCCGUUAUCGAAUAGCAUGCCAACAUCGUGGAAUGCGGGUUCUUUGAGUGAUAACGCUUGGAGAAAUGUUUAUCAAUUGGCGGCUGUUGUGGUUCAUACAGGAAAUGCACAUUCAGGACAUUUUAUAACUUAUCGAAGGGGGCAUCAAAACACCAAGUGGUAUUAUACGUCAGAUGUUGAAAUCCGUGAAGUAUCAAUGGAUGAAGUACUACAAUGCACCGCUUAUAUGCUCUUUUACGAAAAAACCUCGCACUUGGGCACCUUUUAGUCUAGAUAACAUGAAAAAUUCCAAGAAACCAAAGCUUCUUGUUAGGGGAUAUCUAUUUUUCUUCAUUAAUUUCAUUUCUUUUUUGUUGUUUUGUGUACAUAAUUCAUCAUGUAAUACUUGUUAAGGUUACUUUUUAGUAAAAUUUAAAAAUUA
Messenger RNA from Onthophagus taurus, 1662 nucleotides. RefSeq names its product Ubiquitin specific protease 30 (gene Usp30). Gene Ontology annotation, biological process: protein deubiquitination. Lineage: Eukaryota; Metazoa; Arthropoda; Insecta; Coleoptera; Scarabaeidae. The record is from RefSeq and is a predicted model, not a curated record. Gene Ontology annotation, molecular function: cysteine-type deubiquitinase activity. Gene Ontology annotation, cellular component: cytosol; nucleus.